CCUUCCCAAUUCCUUUUUCUUCUCCACGAAUACGAUACUCUCUUUGCCGGAGAACACUCGCCGCCGACGGAGACGGGGUUCGUAUAGUCCUCUCUCACAAGUCUAACAUGCUUCUGGUUUCGCCUGCUUGUAGAGGUGUUUAUCUUCAGACCGUAGAUCAACCAAAGCCAAUUGAUUUAUCAGCCAGAGGUUCUUAUGCAAGUUGCUUUCAGAUUUCUCGUUCAAUCCCUAAAAGGGAGUGUUGGAUGAGGUUAGGAACCUUUGUUUGUAUCAAUCAGAACAAGAAACGACAUGUCUUUACGCAGAACGUUGAUCUUCCUCCUGUUUUACCAAAAAACAAGAAAAAGCCUUACCCUGUUCCUUUUAAGCAAAUACAAGAAGAAGCUAGGAAAGAUAAGAAACUUGCUCAGAUGGGUAUAGAGAAACAGUUAGAUCCUCCCAAAAAUGGAUUGCUAGUUCCCAGUCUUGUUCCUGUGGCUUCUCAAGUCAUUGAUAAUUGGAAGUUGUUGAUCAAGGGUUUAGCACAGCUGCUGCAUGUUGUUCCCGUCUUUGCUUGCAGUGAGUGUGGGGCUGUUCAUGUGGCUAGUUCUGGUCACAGUAUUAAGGAUUGCAAUGGUCCUACAAGUUCACAGCGGCGUGGUUCUCAUUCAUGGGUCAAAGGUACCAUCAAUGAUGUUCUUAUUCCUGUUGAGUCGUACCAUAUGUAUGACCCUUUUGGGAGACGCAUAAAGCAUGAAACUCGGUUUGACUAUGAGAGGAUCCCGGCACUUGUUGAGCUAUGUAUUCAGGCUGGAGUUGAUAUCCCAGAGUAUCCUUGUCGCAGAAGGACACAACCAAUACGAAUGAUGGGGAAGAGAGUGAUCGAACGUGGUGGAUAUGUUAGAGAGCCUGAUAAGCCGCAAACAUCAUCUUCAUUGUCAUCUCCACUAGCCGAGCUUGACACGCUUGGUGCUUGUGAAAGGUAUCCACCUCCCACACCAGAGGACAUACCUAGGAUAGCACAGGAAACAAUGGACGCUUACGUGAAAGUUAGAUUGGGGGUGACGAAACUGAUGAGCAAAUUCACAGUCAAAGCAUGCGGAUAUUGUUCUGAAGUGCAUGUAGGACCAUGGGGACAUAGUGUGAAGCUGUGCGGAGAGUUCAAACACCAAUGGAGAGAUGGGAAGCACGGAUGGCAAGAUGCUCUUGUGGACGAAGUUUUUCCUCCAAACUAUGUAUGGCAUGUGAGAGACCUUAAGGGAAAUCCACUUACCGGAAGUCUCAGGAGGUUUUAUGGUAAAGCUCCUGCUUUGGUUGAGAUUUGUAUGCACAGUGGAGCUCGGGUACCUCAACGCUACAAGGCAAUGAUGAGGCUUGACAUUAUCGUUCCUGAUUCACAGGAAGCCGACAUGGUUGCAUAGGUCCUUGGACAUGUUCAUAAUAGAAAUCCAUUGUGUUGUGAGGACGAUAAAGAAGCUUUGAUGAUAAAAUGAGCUUGGCUAGCUAGGAUCUUUCUUCAUAUAGCAUAAGAAAUACUAUUGUUUGGAUAUAAAAUAUUUUAGAAACCUUCGUUGUAAUCAGAGAAAUUGUGUUUUAUUGAUAAAUAUAAAUACUAACAGUAACAAAUUUUUGUACUAA
Camelina sativa (false flax) is the source of this 1617-nucleotide messenger RNA. RefSeq names its product APO protein 1, chloroplastic. Lineage: Eukaryota; Viridiplantae; Streptophyta; Magnoliopsida; Brassicales; Brassicaceae. The record is from RefSeq and is a predicted model, not a curated record. Gene Ontology annotation, molecular function: RNA binding.